AUGGCGGACCAGUUCAAACCCCGGACGAUGAAACGCAAGAACGUCAAAGGUCUUGCGCUCAAUGCAGCCCCGAAACCCGCCGCGAAUUCCUCUGAUGGGGACGCACAGGCUCCUGGAGCGAUUGGAAAUAGCGAAAGCAACCGCACGGAUACUCUUGAAAUCGGGCUGGAGUUUCGACUAGAUCUCCGCAGCGAGGACUUGGUGACUUUGAAAGAGUUGGGCGCUGGAAAUGGAGGCACAGUCUCGAAAGUGAUGCAUGCGUCGACCAAGGUCGUUAUGGCUCGAAAGAUUAUUCGAGUCGAGGCCAAAGAGAAUGUGCGGAAGCAGAUCCUACGAGAACUCCGGGUCGGACAUGACUGCAACUGUCCUAAUAUUGUGACCUUCUACGGCGCGUUCCAGAACGAGGCAAGAGAUAUCGUUCUGUGUAUGGAAUAUAUGGAUUGCGGAUCCCUCGACCGUAUUUCGAAAGACUUUGGUCCCGUUAGGGUUGAUGUACUGGGUAAGAUUACUGAGUCCGUACUGGCUGGUCUUGUCUACCUGUACGAAGUGCACCGCAUUAUGCACCGAGAUAUCAAACCAUCCAACGUCCUCGUCAACUCUCGCGGAAACAUCAAGCUUUGUGAUUUUGGUGUCGCCACAGAGACAGUUAAUUCGAUUGCCGACACUUUCGUCGGAACCUCAACAUAUAUGGCGCCGGAGCGAAUCCAGGGAGGCGCUUACACCGUUCGGUCUGAUGUUUGGAGUGUGGGCUUGACGGUCAUGGAAUUGGCUGUAGGAAAGUUCCCAUUCGACCACUCCGAUCCAGCUGCAGGCAAUCGCGCCAGUUCAGGGCCGAUGGGUAUCCUUGACCUGCUCCAACAGAUCGUUCACGAAUCUGCCCCCAAAUUGCCCAAGAGCGAUGCCUUCCCACCCAUUCUGCAUGACUUUGUCGCAAAGUGUCUGAUGAAAAAGUCCGAAGAACGACCCACUCCUCGAGAGCUCUACGACAAGGACGCCUUCUUGCAAGCGGCCAAGCGCACACCUGUUGACCUACAAGAGUGGGCCAUCAGCAUGAUGGAAAGGCAUAAUCGUAAAUCAUAUCUGGCACCACCAGCGCCCAAGUCCCUUAAAGAGGGCACUACACCUACAGCAAGCACCCCUUCCGCUGCAAUGUCGACCCCCAUAGCUUCAGCACAAACCCCGAAGCCCGCCCCCAUCAGCAAACCAGCCCGUCCACCUCAACCCCAACAGCCUUCCUACCACCAGACACCCACAUCGGGGAGCAUGCCUCACAACGUUGCCAGUGAUGCCAAUCGUCAUUAUGGUGAAAGCCAGCAGAGCCACAAUUAUUCUUCGUCGCGCUCUGCGCGUUCCCCGCCGCCUCUGUCUCUGGAACACCUAUCGCUAGAAACCAGGAUUGACGAUGAUCGCUCCAACCGACGCCCGACCCGUCAUGUCGGCGAUCCGCUAUCUGCUGUUGAUGCUCCUUCCAGACCCUUUAUGAGCCCGCGCUCUAUCAGCUCAAACAACAACAAAUCUCAAGCCAACUUGAUCCCCGGAUCACUGCCACUCCGCCCUGCACCCCCUAGCGGGCCCCCUCCACCUGCCCCUGUCUCUACCGGGAAUUGGCGCGGUUAUCCCAGUCAUUUGCCGGGAGCAAAUUCUUAA
Molecule: messenger RNA, 1647 nt
Organism: Penicillium odoratum
Lineage: Eukaryota; Fungi; Ascomycota; Eurotiomycetes; Eurotiales; Aspergillaceae
Gene: ste7
Product: MAP kinase kinase Ste7
Exons: 4
Coding region: 1-1647 (548 amino acids)
Biological process (GO): protein phosphorylation
Molecular function (GO): protein kinase activity; ATP binding
Source: RefSeq, a predicted model, not a curated record